AUGGCUGCUGAGUCUGGUCUUUCCUUCAGUGCGCAGAUGUCGCCAACGUGGUCUUCAUCCGCAAAGAGAUCGCAUGAUCCGUCGGAAAAGACAGCUUUGCUUAAAGGCCAGAACGAGGACUUUCCCAUGCCACCCUGGACGCGCGCAAUAAGUGACACACAUGGCAGACGCUUCCCCCAGGCCAUCGCUCAUCGAGGCUACAAAGCGCAUCAUCCAGAGAAUACCAUGCGCGCAUUCAAGGCUGCGGUCAAAGGCCGCGCUCACGCCAUUGAGACAGAUAUUCACUUGUCGAAAGAUGGCGUCGUUGUUCUCUCGCACGAUGCCGAUUUGAAACGUUGCUUCGGCAUGGAAAAGAAGAUAAUUGACUGCGACUGGGCCGAACUAUCUCAGCUGCGUACUCUUCAAGAACCCCACGAACCCAUGCCACGCCUUCUCGAUCUUUUGACGUACAUAGCACAACCCGGCCUCGAACAUAUCUGGAUCUUACUCGAUAUCAAAAUUGACAACAACGCCGACGACGUUAUGAGGCUCAUCGCCCACACCAUUGAUUCAGUAGCACCAAGCCAGAUGAGAUUGUGGAGGGACAGAGUACUGCUAGGCAUAUGGGCGGCCAAAUUCCUCCCACUCUGUAUCCGCUACCUUCCCAGAUACCCAUUGACACAUAUUGGAUUCUCGACAUGCUAUGCACGCCAGAUUCUGUCUGUACCUAACGUCGGCUUUAAUAUGCUACAAAAAGUCUUGCUAGGACCUAUCGGUUCGAGAUUUAUUCGCGAUGUUAAGGCAGCUGAGAGACAGAUGUUUGUCUGGACGGUAAAUGAAAAGAACCUGAUGAAGUGGAGUAUUCAGAAAGAGGUUGAUGGAGUUAUCACAGACGAUGUCACAAAGUUCAGGGAUAUAUGUGAUGACUGGAGCGAGGAUGGGAGUGUAGUCCGGGAGCAUGGCAUCAGUCAAGACGGAAAUCUCGAGGACUUUGCAACCGAGGGUGGGGAUCGCAAAGACGUCUUCUUCUACCAGAGUGACGACACCCGAUACAUUCCUCGGGCUAUUCUGAUAGAUCUUGAACCAAGAGUGAUCAACAGCAUACAGACCGGCCCGUACAAGAACAUCUACAAUCCCGAAAACUUCUUCAUUGGCCAGCAUGGCAUGGGUGCUGGAAACAACUGGGCAGCCGGGUACGCCGCGGGAGAAAGUGUCCAAGAGGAAGUAUUCGACAUGAUUGAUCGAGAAGCAGAUGGCAGCGACUCGUUAGAGGGAUUCAUGUUACUUCACUCGAUUGGUGGAGGUACAGGAUCUGGAUUAGGCUCAUUCCUUCUUGAGCGGAUGAACGAUCGCUUUCCCAAAAAGCUGAUGCAGACAUAUUCUGUCUUUCCAGACUCAGCGACCGGCGAUGUCGUUGUUAAUCCCUAUAAUAGCCUGCUUGCUAUGCGAAGGCUGACACAAAACGCCGACUCCGUGGUGGUGCUCGACAACGGCGCUUUAACACGAAUAGCGGCAGAUCGUCUUCACGUCCAAGAACCUUCUUUUCAGCAAACUAACCAGCUAGUUUCUACUGUCAUGUCUGCUUCGACCACGACUCUCCGCUAUCCCGGUUAUAUGCAUAACGAUCUGGUAGGGAUUAUUGCGUCGCUGAUUCCCACGCCUAGAUGUCACUUUUUGAUGACAGCCUACACUCCCUUUACUGGUGAUAACGUGGAUCAGGCGAAGACAGUGAGGAAGACGACCGUAUUGGAUGUUAUGAGACGUCUACUUCAACCGAAGAAUCGAAUGGUCUCCAUCACCCCUUCGAAAUCGAGCUGUUACCUUUCAAUCCUUAAUAUCAUCCAAGGUGAAGCUGAUCCGACAGAUGUACACAAAUCACUGCUUCGCAUUCGCGAAAGACGGCUGGCCACUUUUAUUCCGUGGGGUCCUGCGUCUAUACAGGUCGCUUUAACCAAGAAAUCGCCCUACCUUCAGAACGUACACCGAGUAUCGGGCCUCAUGUUGGCAAAUCAUACUAGUGUGGCAACAUUGUUCAAGAGAAUAGUGGUUCAGUAUGAAAAGAUGCGAAAACGAAACGCCUUUCUGGAGCAAUACAAGAAAGAGGUCCCUUUCGCCGAAGGCCUUGGCGAAUUUGACGAAGCGAAAGAAGUGGUUACAGGGCUGAUUGGAGAGUACGAGGCAGCAGAGCGGGAUGACUAUCUAGAUCCGGAUAUAGGGAAAGAAAAAGCCGAAAGCUCGUGA
Endocarpon pusillum Z07020 is the source of this 2220-nucleotide messenger RNA. RefSeq lists its product as uncharacterized. The transcript has 6 exons. Gene Ontology annotation, biological process: mitotic spindle organization; mitotic sister chromatid segregation; cytoplasmic microtubule organization. The record is from RefSeq and is a predicted model, not a curated record. Lineage: Eukaryota; Fungi; Ascomycota; Eurotiomycetes; Verrucariales; Verrucariaceae. Gene Ontology annotation, molecular function: structural constituent of cytoskeleton; GTP binding; phosphoric diester hydrolase activity. Bases 1 to 2220 code for a protein of 739 amino acids. Gene Ontology annotation, cellular component: centrosome; spindle; gamma-tubulin complex.